Molecule: messenger RNA, 2166 nt
Organism: Amorphotheca resinae ATCC 22711
Lineage: Eukaryota; Fungi; Ascomycota; Leotiomycetes; Helotiales; Amorphothecaceae
Exons: 3
Coding region: 1-2166 (721 amino acids)
Biological process (GO): positive regulation of DNA-templated transcription
Cellular component (GO): SWI/SNF complex
Molecular function (GO): DNA binding; histone binding
Source: RefSeq, a predicted model, not a curated record
AUGGAUGACGAUUCGGUGAACUUUGGCUCGGAUGCCGCUGGCGCCACUCCUGGUAGCAACUCCAUUCUGGCGCAGCCGCCGCUGCAACAAGAAUCUACUCCUUCUGGACAACAAGGCGACUCCACCCAGGAAGACCAAGCUGCAGAAACUGCUGAUGUUUCGAUGGUUGAAGGCGAUGCAGAUGCCACAACUGAACCCGCCACCAAGGAUGGUACAUCCGACUCUACCCCUGCCGUUGUAUCUGACAACCCUCUUGAUGCGCCUGAUGCGCCUCGACGUGAAGGCGAUGAGAUAAAGGAUGAAGAGAUGGCUGAAGCUCAAGAUGACCUUAAAGAAACCCAAGGGCAGGGUGAAGGAGAUGGUGCCGCGCAAAGCGGCACUGCAGAGGAGCAAGCUGAGAAGACAAAGACGUCUAUCGAAGCAUCAGCACGAGAACACCUUAUUUCGCAAACGCACUCUAUAAUCCUGCCAAGUUACAGCACGUGGUUCGAUAUGCAUAAGAUCAACAACAUCGAAAGAAAGGCGCUCCCGGAAUUCUUCAACAACCGAAAUCGAAGCAAGACUCCAGCUAUUUACAAAGAUUACCGUGACUUUAUGAUCAACACAUACCGUCUUAAUCCCAUUGAAUACCUAACUGUGACGGCUUGCCGGAGAAAUUUAGCGGGAGAUGUGUGUGCUAUUAUGCGAGUCCACGCUUUCCUCGAGCAGUGGGGUCUUAUAAACUACCAGGUUGAUGCAGACCAAAGACCUUCCAGUGUUGGGCCACCCUUCACGGGACAUUUCAAAGUCAUUUGCGACACUCCGCGUGGACUCCAGCCAUGGCAGCCUGCAGCCGAUCCAUUGGUCGUUGAGGGAAAGAAGAAUGCAGACACCGAGGCAAAGGCUGCUGCAGCGCCUGUAGCCAAGGGUGAUUUAAACCUUGAAGUCGGACGGAACAUAUACGAACCCACCGCAAAGGAGUCGAAACUCAACAAUACCACAGAAAAACAAGCAAAUGGAGAUGCCCCUACAACAAAUGGUGCUGAACCAGCAGCCCCACAAUCCAUCGAAGAUGUCGUGAAGGACACUACCGAAAAGGUUCAUUGCUUUUCUUGCGGUAUUGAUUGCACAGUUGUCCACUAUCACAACGCUCAGGCGGACCAAGGAACUGGCCCAGGCAAGGUCAAAUAUGAUCUUUGUCCCAAUUGCUUCGCAGAUGGACGAAUGCCAGCAAGCCAUCAAUCCAGUGUAUACGUCAAGAUUGAGAAUCCUAGGUACAAAGGCAUUCCGGAACGUGACGCACCCUGGUCUGAUGGUGAGGUGCUUCGGCUUCUCGAAGCUAUGGAGCGCUACGAUGAGGACUGGGCAGAAGUUGCAGACUAUGUCGGUACGCGAACAAAGGAGGAGUGUGUGGUCAAAUUUUUGCAAUUUGAGAUCGAAGACAAGUAUCUUGAUUCAGAACCCCUCACCCGAUCCGCAGGGAUGGGCAUGCUAGGUUCGCGAUCAGGCUUACUUCCUUUCAGCCAGGCGGACAACCCAGUCAUGUCUGUCAUUGGUUUCCUGGCUGGUCUCACAGAGCCAAGUGUAACCGCAGCCGCAGCAAACAAGAGUGUUGAAGUGAUGAAACAAAGCUUACGCGAUUCGCUCGAAAAAUCCAAGUCAUCAGAAAAGGGCAAGGAGAAGCAAGGUGAUUCUAUGGAGAUUGAUAUUCAACAUGACACAACGACCACGACCACGACCACUACGACUACAACUACCACACACUCUCUGAGCGGGCUUGCGACCGUUCCGCUUGCCUCUGCUGCUGCUCGAGCGGGAGGGCUUGCCUCUCAUGAAGAGCGGGAGAUGACACGGCUUGUCUCGGCUGCAGUCAAUGCCACCCUCAUGAAGUUCGAACUGAAGCUCAAGCAGUUCAACGAGAUGGAGGCAAUCCUGCAAGCUGAGCGUCGAGAACUAGAAAGAGGGCGUCAGCAAUUAUUCUUAGAUCGUCUUGCAUUCAAGAAGCGGGUUAGGGAUGUGCAAGAAGGUUUGAAAGCAGCAGCUGCCACAGGUGGUGAGCAAGGCCUGAGGAUGGCUCAGGAGGUUAUGUCAGGAGGGGAGAAGAUGACUUUCCAGGGUGCAACUCCAGCUGCGGGUAGUGUGCAACCAUUGAGUGCUGAGGGUCAAAUAAAGAGCUACGACAUUUAA